CUCCUUGUUUUACACACUCUCCUUUUCUCACACACUCCCUUCCAUCACUCCCGCACCUCUACAAUAAUGCUCUUCAGCAAGUCACUCCUUUGCGCCGUCACGGCUCUCGCUGCGUCGGUGAGCGCCCAGUCAUCGUCUUCUGCCGACAGUCAGAUUGCGCUGGCGCAGCUCUCGCUCAGCGCGGCCAAGCUCAUCCCCAACCCGAUCAAGCAAGAGUACCUCAGCCUCGAGGCCGCGCUCACCGAGACGUUCAAAAACGGUUCAGUGGACCAGCCGGGAACGACGCUCAGCGUCGGCACGACCUCGACGGCACCUACGCUCAAGCUCACGAUCCCCGACUCGGCACAGUCGCGCUUCAACUCGUCGACAAAGUACACUGUCCUCACCCUCGACCCCGGCGCGCCCGUCGAGCCCGUCGACAAGAAGGUCGUGCGCCACUUUCUCGUCAACGACGUGCCCGUCGGCAGCGACGGCACCCUCGACGUGUCUUCUGGCAAGAACGUCGCCGGCUGGUUCGCAACUGCUCCCCCGCUCGGCUCGGGCACCCACCGCUACGCCACCCUCAUCUUCCGUCAGCCGUCCGACUUCAACCCGCCGGCGAGCCUGACGACGCCGGACAAGAACAUCGUCAUUGACUUUUCGCUCUCUGACUAUGUCGAGCAGGCCAAGCCCGGCCCCAUUGUCGCCGCCACCUUUUUCCUCCAAGCAAACGACAACGAGGCCAAGGCCGGCUCGUCGAAGAGCGUCAGCGCCGUGCCCACGACCUCGGUCGCUGCUGCCAGCGUCUCGCAGGCUGCCAGCAGUGUCAGCGCCAGCAUUCAGAACCUCGCUGGGUCCGCGACUGCCACGUCCAAGUCGAGCAGCGGCUCGGGUUCCAACAGCGCUUCUCGCCCGCUUUCGACGCAUGUCCUCGCCGUCGUCCUGAGCGUUGCUGCCAUUGCCGUGGGCGCUGCCCUCGUCUAGACAACUCAUAUUCUCACGAAUGAACAAUCAUGUAGCGUAACACAUUUUUAAUUAACAUUACCGAGGCAAUGUUCUGGAGAGA
This is a messenger RNA of Acaromyces ingoldii, 1045 nucleotides long. RefSeq names its product PEBP-like protein. Lineage: Eukaryota; Fungi; Basidiomycota; Exobasidiomycetes; Exobasidiales; Cryptobasidiaceae. The transcript has a single exon. The record is from RefSeq and is a predicted model, not a curated record. Bases 67 to 963 code for a protein of 298 amino acids.